Molecule: messenger RNA, 1758 nt
Organism: Adineta steineri
Lineage: Eukaryota; Metazoa; Rotifera; Eurotatoria; Adinetida; Adinetidae
Source: the annotation of a GenBank genome assembly
AUGCGUUUUCGAAUUGGAUAUAUUCUUCGCUUAUUAAUUGCGCUUGUAUUUCUCGUUUUUAUGGUACCACUUCUUAUGUCCAAGCUUGAUUCCAGUAAUAAACAAGAUAUUCAUUCGCAUAACAAACGUGAUAGAAGAGAACCUUUGAAUAAUUCCGAUCAAUCAAAGGAUCGUAGUUUACAACCUGUCUUAAGUAAUUCAUUAGGAAAUUAUGAACCAAAAGAUUUACCACCACAAACCGGUCUAGGAGAAGGAGGAGUUCCUGUUAGAUUGGAUUCAGAAGACGAAGAAAAAAAAGCGAAACUAACAGUAUCUCAAUAUGGUUUUAAUAUGGUUGUUUCUGAUAAAAUAUCUCUGGAUAGACGUAUCAAAGAUACAAGACCACGAGAAUGUAAAAAUUGGAUCUAUCCUGAUGUUCAACAUUUACCAACAGCUUCCGUGAUUCUUGUUUUUUUUGAUGAAGGUUGGAGUAUUUUAUUACGUACUGUGCAUAGUGUAAUAAAUACAACACCCAAAGAAUUAUUAAAAGAUAUAAUCCUAGUCGAUGAUGGAAGUACUGAUUCUGCUUUACAAGAACCAUUAGAAAAAUAUAUUCAACGUUGGAAUGGUCUUGUUAAACUUUAUCGAACAGGUAAACGUGUUGGUUUAAUAGCAGCACGUAUACUUGGUGCAGAAAAAUCAGCUGGUGAUGUUAUUGUUAUACUCGAUGCUCAUUGUGAAUGUGUUGUUAAUUGGCUUCCGCCAUUAUUAACACGUAUUGUACUAAAUCGUAAAGCAUUAGCUGUUCCUAUUGUUGAUGGAAUUGAUUGGAAUACGUUAGCACAUACAGAUACAUAUAAUGGACAAAAUUUUCGUGGUAUAUGGGAAUGGGGAUUUUUAUAUAAAGAGAAUCAAGUACCAGAACGAGAGUUGAAAAAAAGAAACUAUUCAUCUGAACCUUAUUGGUCGCCAACACAUGCUGGUGGUUUAUUAGCUAUUGAUCGUCAAUGGUUUUUUGAAUUAGGUGCUUAUGAUCCAGGCAUACGAGUAUGGGGAGCUGAACAGUAUGAAUUAUCAUUUAAAGUUUGGCAAUGUGGUGGUGUAGUUGAAUGGGUACCAUGUUCUCACGUUGCACAUGCCUAUCGUGGUCCACGAAGUCAUUCAUCGCAUGUACCUGGUGCAAAUCGACAUCAAAUAGCUAUAAAUCAUAUGCGUUUAGCUGCAGUAUGGAUGGAUGAAUAUGCUGAAUAUUAUUUCAUACGUGAACCAGCUAUUCGUACAUUAGAUAUUGGUGAUGUAUCAGAACGAAAACGAUUAAGAGAAAAACUACAAUGUAAACCAUUUAAAUGGUUUAUGGAAAAUAUUGCUUAUGAUGUUUUAGAAAAAUUCCCACCACCAUCAAAAAAUGUUGUUUGGGGAGAAUGUAAAAACGUUCAACAUUCAGUUUGUUUAAAUGAUCCAGGAGCUUCAUUUGGUCAACCAAUUGAUGUUAGCGGAUGUUUUCAACAGGCUGUUUGGCGUUUGAAUGAAGGAGGUCAAAUAUCAUCCGGUGAACAUUGUUUUGUAUCUGAUGGUGCUAUAGUCAAGAAAAAAUUCUGUAUAGAUCAUACUGGUCUAUGGGAUCCCGUUGGAGAAUGGGAAUAUAAUAAAGUAACAAAACAAAUUCGAAGCAAUAAAGAACAUCUAUGUAUGGAAACUGAUAAUAAUAAUUUAAAAGUAGAUAAAUGUAAUGAAACAAGUCAAGCUCAACAAUGGAUUUGGUCAGAAAUCCAUUAUUAA